Dermatophagoides pteronyssinus (European house dust mite) is the source of this 3289-nucleotide messenger RNA. RefSeq lists its product as uncharacterized. Gene Ontology annotation, molecular function: transmembrane signaling receptor activity; Wnt-protein binding. Gene Ontology annotation, biological process: non-canonical Wnt signaling pathway; canonical Wnt signaling pathway. Lineage: Eukaryota; Metazoa; Arthropoda; Arachnida; Sarcoptiformes; Pyroglyphidae. The record is from RefSeq and is a predicted model, not a curated record. Gene Ontology annotation, cellular component: membrane.
UGUUCACUGACAUUGUAAAUUUUUUAUUUUUGGAUUGUUUGUAGUGUUGUGUUUAUUGUGAUUAAUUAAUUUGUAACUAACAACAACAAUCAUGUCAGCCAUUAAAUCAUUAUUUUUAUUGUGUUUUGUUACUGGAAUUAUAUUUAUUAUUCCAAUCGAUGCUGCACGUCGAUCCGAACGUAAUGGUCAACGAAAAUUACGUCAACAGCAACAACGACCACAAUCAACAUCAACAAUUUCUUCAACGAUGAACAUUGAUCAUGGUGAUGAUCAUCAUUGGAAUGAUGGUCAUCAUCAAUUUGCAGCAUUAUCUCAUCAACAACAUCAUAUGGAAUCUUUCGCUGAAGAUGAUGAAUAUUUUGAUGAUAUUAAACCGGCUGGUCAUUCUUGUGAAGAUAUUCGUAUCGAAAUAUGUCAUGAUGUUGGUUACAAUGUAACUUCGAUGCCGAAUUUUGUUGGCCAUGAACUACAAUCCGAUGCCGAACUUCAAUUACAAAGUUUUAUUCCAUUAAUUUCAUAUGGAUGUUCAUCACAAUUGAAAUUUUUCCUUUGUUCAGUAUAUGUUCCUAUGUGUACGGAAAAAGUACCGGUCAUGAUUGGACCAUGUCGUCCAUUAUGUGAAAGUGUACGAUCACGUUGUGCUCCCGUCUUAUCGGGACUUGGUUUUCAAUGGCCAACUGCAUUGAAUUGUUCGAAAUUUGUGCCGGAAAAUACAAUCGAUCAUAUGUGUAUGGAAGGUCCACCACCACAUGAAUCAGAAUUGAUUGUUGGUGCGAACAAAACACCAAUUAUUAAAAAUGUUCUCGGAGGACACAAUUCGAUUGCUUCUCAGCCACCACUCAAUGUUUAUCACAGCACCAAUAAUAAUAAUCGACAAUCUCAUCCAUCAGUUCAUUUGAUGAUACCUGGUAGUUCUCGCCAUCAUCAUCAUCAUCUAAUUCCACAAACGUCUCAAAUUUCGCCAUCGGUUCCUCCUCAGCAUAACUUUGGAGAUUUGCUGUAUGGACCAUCAUCAAUCGAUACGAGUAAUCGUAAUCGUAAUAAACCGCUACAACCAAAACAAAUGACGCCCGAAGUGAUUAUGACAAAUGUUAUUGAUGCACAAGCACAAGAUGAGCGAUCAUCAUCAAUUGCAUCAACCGGUGGAUCUAAUCAAUGUUGGCAAUAUCGACGAUCAGAAAAUUAUGUUUUUCUUGAACAUCCUCGUGGUCGUUGUGUAGCACGUUGUGAAUCGGAUGUUUUGUUCACUGAAGAAAAUAAAAAUUUUGUUGAUUAUUGGACAAUGGUAUGGGCAUGUUUAUCAUUGGCUAGUUGUCUUUUUACAUUAAUCGCAUUCAUGACCGGAUCAACUGAUCGAUUUCAUUAUCCCGAACGAGCCAUAUUUUAUAUAGCAUUAUGUUCAAUGAUCUAUGCUUCGGCAUACAUAUAUCGAACAUUAGUCGGACGAAUAGCUGCAUCUUGUUAUCAGGAAGGUCCCGAUAAACAACAAUUGUUGCUUGUUCAAGAAGGAGCUCAUAAUCCACAUUGUACAUUUUCAUUUUUGAUGUUAUACUAUUUUGGUAUGACUGGUUCAGCUUGGUGGCUAGUAUUAGCAAUAACAUGGUCAUUAUCGGUAGCAUUCAAUUGGUCACAACAACGUUUAUCCUAUCAUAGCCAACUUUAUCAUUCGUUAGCAUGGACAUUACCUGCAUUACAAACGUUAGCAGCAUUAGUAAUGCGAGCUGUUGACGCUGAUGAACUUACCGGUAUAUGUUAUGUUGGAUCACAAGAUGACAGCAAUCUGUUGCGAUUUGUCAUUAUACCAAUGGCCAUUUAUCUGACUACUGGUCUGUUAUUUAUUAUCAUAUCAUUCAUAUCGGUUCGAUUUAAUGCAAUCACUAACAACAAUGAUUCGGAUGCUAAUCAUCCUUGUUGUAAUUGUUGUAUCGGUGCAGCUGGAAGUGAUGAAGAGAAUAGUAGCAAUAGCGAUAGCAGUAAUGUUGAUGCCGAAACUGAUCAUCAAUCAAGUUUAUCACAAUCAGAUGCCGCAUCCGUUGGUUGUGGUGAUUUUUGUCGUCGUUUGCGAAGAAAUUAUGGCCGUUAUGGACAAAAUAGUGGCCAUCAUCAUGGUCUUGGAAGAGUUGGAACAACUGCACAGGCUGGUUCCGGACAUUCAUUACUACUGUUGCCAGCAUCGAAUCGACAUCAUAAUCAUCAUCGUCGUCAGAUGUCAAAUAAUUUUUGCUCGGCAACCGUUUCUUCAUCAACAUCUUCAUAUUCAUCAUCAACAAUGUCCACUUCUCAUCAUCAUCACAAUAAUAAUAAUAAUCCAAUCUCAAAAGAUAAACACUGCAUCAAUGCUAAUGGUAAUGGUCUUUGGUCUAAUGUUGCUGUUUCGCAAACCAAUCCGAAUCGUGCCAUCAUUGGUCGAUCUAAUAAUAAUCAUAAUUUAACGGCAUAUCCAUCUCAUCAACAACGAGCUGUAGCAGCAACCAUGGCUAUUAACGAUGCUUUUGAUUAUGAUAGCCAUGAAGAUGCAGCUGGUCGUCGUCAUGAAGAUGAUGCUGCUCUUAUUCGUAGUGGUAUAUUUGCAUUAUUCUAUACACUUCCGGCUUUAUGUGUAUUAUCAACCUAUAUCUAUGAAUAUCUAUAUCGACAACAAUGGCUUUUAAGACAAACCGAUACUACCACCGCCAUUAUGACAUCUACAGCUACAAAUAUGAUCAACAAUUCACCAACAAUGAUUGAAUCACUUGAAUAUAAUCGUCCAAAUUUCGAAAUAUUUAACAUGCGAUUAUUUAUGUCAUUUGUUAUCGGCAUCAAAACCGGAAUAUGGAUUCUAACAGCACGAUCACCAAUAACUGCUUUAAGAUGUGUAAUAACACGUUGUAUGACAAAAAAAGUAUUUCCAGUUAAUAAUACUAUUAAUGGCCAUCAUCCUACACAUCAUGUUCAUCAUCAUCAUAAUCAGAUAUCCAGAACAUUACAACAACAACAACAAAUCCAAAAACCGAAUCCAGCACAGAUAUUACCACCACAUUCACAAAUUCUUUAUAAUAAUGAUGGUCAAACAAUGAUUAAUCAGCAUCAUCUAAAUCAACUAAAUAUUGAUUCAAACAAAACAUCUUUAGAACACACAAAUACAAAUAUUGGUCAUCAUAAUUCAUUAACACAUCAUUCUAAUCCUCAUCCUCAUCAUCAUCAUACGGAUCAUAUUCAACGACAACAACAAAAGCAACAAUUGGCCGAUAUUCAUCAGAAUCGUGCAAAUAAUUCUGGUGGUGGUAAUGGAAAUGAAACUGCAGUCUAA